Molecule: messenger RNA, 2210 nt
Organism: Sinocyclocheilus rhinocerous
Lineage: Eukaryota; Metazoa; Chordata; Actinopteri; Cypriniformes; Cyprinidae
Gene: dele1
Product: DAP3 binding cell death enhancer 1
Exons: 11
Coding region: 93-1388 (431 amino acids)
Biological process (GO): extrinsic apoptotic signaling pathway via death domain receptors
Cellular component (GO): mitochondrion
Molecular function (GO): protein binding
Source: RefSeq, a predicted model, not a curated record
UUCACCGAGCCGCUGCUGUAACUCGUGACUGUCAGACAGCAUCAUGGCGUGAGUUUAUUAAUCCUCAUAAACUCACAGAAACAACAGCAGACAUGUGGAGGAUUCAGAGUUUGGUGGGCAGAGUGUUGAGCCGUUGCCAUGGAAACGCUCCGCUGCGGCUCUCGCAGGGUCAUCACGUGGAGGACGAGGUCCUCAACUCCUCCAUCCUGAGCAGCGGACGACACGCGUCUGACAGCAGCAGUUCUCACAGUUCUCACGAUCAGAAAAAGAAGCGGACAUCUCAGUUCUGCUACACUGGUCUGCCGAGAUACACCGCUCUCGAUGCAGUGGGAUGGGGCGCCGCUGCGGUUCUCUUCAUGCAGCUCUGUCACAGGAUUCACUCUCGGCUGUCCUCGCACGCGGAUCAGAACCCUGGACCGGCCCGGAUACGGAAAUGCUCCUACAAAGUCCUGAUUGACAUCUUGUCCAGGCCGAAUGCUUUAUCCGACGGUGUGAUGGUGAAAUGCCUGCAGACCCCAGACAGCGGCUCCAGUGACCGUAGUCAUGGUAACGGUGAUGGAGACGCCACCUCUGACCUGCAGACGGCGCACAGCUCUGAUGACCAGCAGGAGGAGCCGGAGAGCGCCGCGUCACACUGCGAUGAAGAAACUCUUUUUCCUGAACAACUGAAACCAGAGGAAGGUGUUUCUCUCGAUGCAGCAGCGCAGAAUUUGCAAAGCGUGGCAGACGCCAGCGUUCCCGUAAUCCUCAACAUCAUCGGUCUAGAGAGCGCGAGAGCGGGCGCCUACGAGACGGCCUUCUCCUGUUUUCUGGCCUCGGCGCAGCACGACUACAGCAAAGCUCAGUUUAACCUGGGAGUUUGUUACGAGAAGGGACGAGGAGCGCAGACGGACCUCAGCAAGUCUCCUGUGUCUCUCUGUCUUCAGGCUCAGGUGUGUCUGGGUGUGGUUUUGUCUCAGCGUCCGGACUGUGAUGAGAAGAAGUGUGUUCAUUAUUUCAGGAUGGCGGCUGAGAGCGGGGACGCCGCGGCUCUCGUGUGUCUGGCUCAGUGCUACGAGACAGGUUUCGGCGUGUCUCCGUGUGUCCAAACCGCCGUCAGUCUGUAUCAUCAGGCAGCAGCCAGAGGAAACCAGCGGGCCAGAGACGUUCUGAGAGACAGACACAGCCGAGACGUGCUGCGCUCGAUCCGAUCGGCUCCUUGCUUCUCUGUGAUUGGCCAGCUGAAUCUCAACUCCAUGUUUCCUCAAGAGAAGCCCCGCCCACAGCAGCGAUCUGGCUGCCAAUCACAGCCGCUUCCUCAUUCCUGGAGCACAGGAAGUCUGAGUGUGUCGCUUCAGAUGCUCAGUGCUGAAAGCAGCCGCAAGGUUUGGACGCUCGGGGUGCGAUAGCGUGAUCAAUUCACCUCUCAUCUCAUAAUCACAUAAAGCAGCUUAUUUGACCGAUACAAACGCAUGCACAAGCAUGUAGCCAUUAGAAACGCACACAGAAACUGCCUGAUCUGACCGAUGAAUGUUCUCAGCCAAUCAGAGCAGAGCUGGAGAGUUCCGAGCUCAGUGAUUGGCUGGUUAGGAUGUCAUAGAUUAUUCAUGAGCUUUCGUUUCAGCCACUAAAUAUAUUUUGCCAGUGGGAAGUGUUUGGUUUUGUAUAUAUAUAUAUAUAUAUAUAUAUAUAUAUAUAUAUAUAUAUGUGUUUGGUUGUGGAGAGAACGUCUGAAUACAGUGGAAUGAGUGUUUUUAUUGAGCGUGUAGAAAGGGAUGUGCCAGAGUAAGCUUAUCUUUAUAUUUUUCUUCUGUAUAAUCGUGUCUUUAAAAUGUCUUAUGGAGGUCACUUUGUGUCAUUUUCUUGUUUUCUGUGCUAUUCGGACACAUUGUUUACGUGAUUAUAUUAAAACAGUAAGCUCACAUAUUCAUUCAGAAGCAGAAGAAUGAUCGGUUAUCAAAAAUUAACAACAAAACCAUGUGAUCGGCACCGUUUAAUGCUAAAUUAAUCACAUGUGUGCCAAAGGUUUAAUUAACAUGUGCCUUAAUCAGAUGUGCAGUUUAUGGAAAGCCAGUGGUAUUUUACGAACCUCAAUAUCAGAGCUAGAACUUUGUGUUGUUUGUAUGUAUCUUGUAUCUUUGUAUGUUUAGUAUUAUGAGGUUUAUUGAGUGUCAUCUCACCUUAAAACACUGUCUAAACUACAAUAAAGACUUAUGUGUUUUUAACUUUGU